This is a messenger RNA of Lipotes vexillifer (Yangtze River dolphin), 1179 nucleotides long. It is a transcript of the gene MARCKS, whose product is annotated as myristoylated alanine rich protein kinase C substrate. The record is from RefSeq and is a predicted model, not a curated record. Lineage: Eukaryota; Metazoa; Chordata; Mammalia; Artiodactyla; Lipotidae. Gene Ontology annotation, biological process: actin filament organization; central nervous system development. The coding region runs from base 394 to 1179 and encodes 261 amino acids. The transcript has 3 exons. Gene Ontology annotation, cellular component: cytoplasm; plasma membrane; actin filament bundle. Gene Ontology annotation, molecular function: calmodulin binding; actin filament binding.
CCCGCAUCUUAUUAGCAACCAGGGAGAUUUCUCCAUUUUCCUCUUGUCUACAGUGCGGCUACAAAUCUGGGAUUUUUUUAUUACUUCUUUUUUAAAAAAAACUACACUUGGGCUCCUUUUUUUGUGCUCGACUUUUCCACCCUUUUUCCCUCCCUCCUGCGCUGCUGCUUUUUGAUCUCUUCGACUAAAAUUUUUUUAUCCGGAGUGUAUUUAAUCGGUUCUGUUCUGUCCUCUUCACCACCCCCCACUCCCCCCUCCCUCGGGUGUGUGUGCCGCUGCUGCUGCCGCCGCCGCUACUGCCGCCGCCGCUACUGCUUGCCCCGUCGUUACACCAACCCGAAGCUCUUUGUUCCCCCCUUGGAUCUGUUGAGUUUCUUUGUUGAAGAAGCCAGCAUGGGUGCCCAAUUCUCCAAGACCGCUGCGAAGGGAGAAGCCGCCGCGGAGAGGCCUGGAGAGGCGGCUGUGGCCUCGUCGCCUUCUAAAGCGAAUGGGCAGGAAAAUGGCCACGUGAAGGUAAACGGCGACGCUUCUCCCGCGGCCGCCGAGCCCGGCGCCAAGGAGGAGCUGCAGGCUAACGGCAGCGCCCCGGCCGCCGACAAGGAGGAGCCCGCGGUCGCCGGGAGCGGGGCGGCGUCGCCUGCCGCGGCCGAGAAAGAUGAGCUGGCCGCCGCCGCCCCCGAGGCCGGGGCCAGCCCUGCGGAGAAGGAGGCCCCAGCGGAGGGCGAGGCCGCCGAGCCCGGCUCGCCCACGGCCGCGGAGGGGGAGGCCGCGUCAGCCGCCUCCUCGACGUCUUCGCCCAAGGCCGAGGACGGGGCCACGCCCUCGCCCAGCAACGAGACCCCGAAAAAAAAAAAGAAGCGCUUUUCCUUCAAGAAGUCUUUCAAGCUGAGCGGCUUCUCCUUCAAGAAGAACAAGAAGGAAGCGGGAGAGGGCGGUGAAGCCGAAGGCACCGCCGGCGCCUCCGCCGAAGGCGGCAAGGACGAGGCCGCCGGGGGCGCCGCUGCGGCCGCCGGCGAGGCUGCGGGCGUGGCCUCCGGGGAGCCGGCGGCGGCACCGAGCGAGGAGGCGGCCGCGGAGGCGGCGGCCGCCGCCGCGGCGUCGUCGGCCUGCGCAGCUCCCUCACAGGAGGCCCAGCCCGAGUGCAGUCCAGAAGCCCCCCCAGCGGAGGCGGCAGAGUAA